Molecule: messenger RNA, 2868 nt
Organism: Diorhabda sublineata
Lineage: Eukaryota; Metazoa; Arthropoda; Insecta; Coleoptera; Chrysomelidae
Gene: PEK
Product: eukaryotic translation initiation factor 2-alpha kinase
Exons: 12
Coding region: 100-2724 (874 amino acids)
Biological process (GO): protein phosphorylation
Molecular function (GO): protein binding; protein kinase activity; ATP binding
Source: RefSeq, a predicted model, not a curated record
GACGUAUACUUAAUAUGUCAAUUUAUUUGUUUGUUGUUUGUGUACGAUUUUGACAUUUGAACAGAGUUAACAUGAAAUGCUGUUCUCAUUUUUUCAGAAAUGAAAUUUUUAAUAAUAUCAUUUAGUAUUUUAAAUUUUAUAUUUUUUUUAAAUGCAGACAUUCCGUCGUUACCACAUUGCUCUGAAAUUGAAUUAGGCUUGCUGAUAGUUAGUACUUUAGAUGGAAAAAUAUCUGCAUUAAAUUCUAACGGAUCUUUACUAUGGGAAUUAGACACAGGACCAGGUCCCUUACUCUUAUCAAAUAUACAUAAUCUAGAACUAAACAACAAUGGAGAAUGGAUACGUAUGAUACCUUCUCUCACAGGUACAUUAUACAAAUUUGAUGGUACAACAUUAGAUCCCAUACCAAUCACUGCAGAAGAGCUCCUCAAGUCAUCAUUUAAGUAUUCAGAUGAUCUUGUAAUUGCAGGUGGUAUUGAUGUUAGUACAUAUGGAGUAGGUUUUCGUACUGGUACAUUUUAUUAUGAAUGUAAUGCUGUGAAAUGUUCUAAUUUAGAAGAAACAGAUACAGAUGAUGUACUUUUGGUAGAAAGAAGUACACAUACAAUAAGAGCAAUAGAACCAAGAACAGGCAAUGAAAGAUGGAACUUUAGUGUAGGCCUGCACAACAUAAAAUUGUCUAAAAUUAGUUGCAUUAACCUAAAUUCAGACUUAUUUAAUUGGAAUAUUUCUGCCAUUGUACCAGAAGGAGAAUUGAAAGUAUAUGUUACACAUAAAAAUGUGGAACAUUUAUGGACCUAUGUCUUUCCAUCUCCAAUAGUAAGAAUAUGGAAAUUUUCAGGCAAAGAUGUGUCAGAAAUUGAUUUGUUUUCUUUGAAAAAUGCUCCCCAAGUUGUUCCAGAUAGCUCUAUUUUUCCAUCCAUAUAUUUGGGCAUGCAUAAGAAGCAACUUUAUAUCCGCGAAUCGCCGUUGAUGGUAAAUGCCAUUCGCAGUCAACUAAGUAGAAGAGUGACUGUAACUGAAGAUACCAGUAUUGCUAAGAUACCAUGGAAACCAAUUCCGGCAUCUAGAGUACAUAAUGAAGAAGACUCAACUGCUCUUUCCGUUUUAAAUGCAUCAGAAUAUGUAAACGGGCAAGGAUUUUACUUAUAUUCAGAGUCAGAUUUAAAUAGUAAGGGAUGUACAAACAACAACACCAAAAUGACAAAAAAUAACACUGUACAGUCCACAGUUAAAGCAAAAAUGAAGUCCUUGUAUUACUUUUUGGCCUCGUAUUGGAGAGAAUUAAUUCUCAUGAUAGUAACACUUUGCAUAUGUUUGUUUUUAUUUCGUCUCCAAAUGAAAAAUGAUAAAGAAGUUAUAAUAAUUGAAAAACCUAUAGAAUCCCAGCAUGUUUCUAGUCAGCAAAGAACUUCAGAGAGAGAAGGAGAUUUCAGCUCAAGAUAUGUUAAUGAAUAUGACACCCUUAGAUGCUUGGGUAAAGGAGGUUUUGGGGUAGUGUUUGAAGUUAAACAUAAAUUUGAUGAAUGCUCGUAUGCCAUCAAAAGGAUUACUUUACCUAACAAAGAAAAAGAUAGAGAUAGAGUAAUGCGCGAAGUUAAAGCUUUGGCGAAAUUGGAACAUCAAAAUAUUGUUAGGUAUUUUUGUUCAUGGGUUGAGAGUCCACCAUUAGCUUGGCAGCAAGAAUAUGAUAGAAAAUGGCUAGGUGAUAAAUUAAACGAAUCUUCUAUGAACACUACAGCCGAAUCAAAAGUUAGACGUUGUAAAUCAAUUUCAAUAAGUAUAGAUGAAAUCUCUUCUAGUAAUUUUGACACUGAUUUACGCAAUAUAGUCACAAGCAAUAAUGAUGAUGAUGCUGAUUCUUUUAUUGUGUUUGAAAAUGAACAUGACAGUAAAAAUAAUUCCAAUUCUAUAACAGAUGUUUUAAGCCAGAAGGAAGUUUCAACGCAAAGAACAAAUGAAGUUUCUCAUACAGGGCAUCCAACCAAAAAAAUUGACAGGAAGGUACUUGAGAGCAAACAUCAUUCUUGGAAUGCUUCGCAGAAAAAAUUAAUCACUUUUAACAAUGACCCACCAGUAUUUUUAUAUAUUCAGAUGCAGCUAUGUAAAAAAGAGAGCUUAAAAGAAUGGCUGGCUGAUCAUCAAGAGAGAGAUUAUAAUUUCGUUAUUGAUAUAUUUUCUCAAAUAUUAGAUGCUGUUCAGUAUGUCCAUUUAAGAGGUCUCAUACACAGAGAUUUAAAGCCGAGCAAUAUAUUCUUUUCUUUGGAUGGACAAAUCAAAGUUGGCGAUUUUGGUUUGGUUAAAGAUAUAGAGGACGCUUUUGAUUUAGAGCUGAUUAAAAAGGGGACACCAUCAUCAUAUAAAGGUCAUACAGUGGAAGUUGGUACCCAAUUAUAUAUGAGUCCAGAACAGUUUAGAAGUCGAAUUUAUGAUUAUAAAGUAGAUAUUUAUUCAUUAGGACUGAUAUUCUUUGAACUAUUAGUUCCAUUUUCAACUGAAAUGGAACGAAUAAAGUUGUUGAGCGAUGUUAAGGAAAGCAUUUAUCCCAAAGGAUUUGCCGAGAAAUUUCCAGAUGAGUAUGCACUAUUGCAAAAUAUGCUGUGCAAAGAUCCAAAUAAGAGGCUUACCACCAUUGGAAUUAGAGUAAGAAGACCAUUUAAUAGAGAAGAUUCAGGAUAUUGUGAAGAUAACCAUUAUAGAUUAUGUAGUUUUGAAAAAAGUUGAUUUUCUUUAGACAGACUUAUAUUCUAUUGUAUAUAUCAUUUAGCUGUGAUAUAUAAACAUUUUAGUUCUAUUUUAGAAACUUAUACUAGUUAAUCAAUUUACUUAAUUUUGUUUUACUAAAUAAUAGAAAUAGUUAUUAUUGGA